GGCGGGGGCGGGGUUGGCGAAUAGGGAAGUAGCGCAAGUCUUGGGAUCGCUCCGCUGAAUCCGCCUGCGCGUCGCCACCGUCGCUGCCACCGCCCCCCGUCCCGGGCCCCCCCUCCCUGGGUUCCCUCAGCCCAGUCCGGUCCAGCCCGGUUCCCGGGAGGAUGAAGUUCGUGUAUAAAGAGGAGCAUCCGCUCGAGAAGCGCCGCUCUGAGGGCGAGAAGAUCAGAAAGAAAUACCCGGACCGGGUCCCGGUGAUAGUAGAAAAGGCUCCCAAAGCUCGGAUAGGAGACCUGGACAAAAAGAAAUACCUGGUGCCUUCUGAUCUCACAGUUGGGCAGUUCUAUUUCUUGAUCCGGAAGCGAAUUCACCUCCGCGCUGAGGAUGCCUUGUUUUUCUUUGUUGCCCAGGGUUGCUGCUAGAGAUAAUCCUCCUGUUAGGCUGCUAGGUUGGAACAAGUUGGGGGAGAAUUAAGGCACUGGCUUUGAGGGUCUUCAAAAAAUGGUUUUUGAAGAAUGUGUUUGGGUGUUGGGUGGUUCAAGUAACUAAAGGCCAGAUGCCUGAGCACCAUUAUUUUCUGCUUUCACCCCAGGAGCACCAUGAAGAAGACUUCUUUCUAUACAUUGCCUACAGCGACGAAAGUGUCUAUGGCCUGUGAAGCUGCUGCGCCUGUAGUGGAGGGUCCCAUUCUACAUAGA
Molecule: messenger RNA, 695 nt
Organism: Myotis davidii
Lineage: Eukaryota; Metazoa; Chordata; Mammalia; Chiroptera; Vespertilionidae
Gene: GABARAP
Product: GABA(A) receptor-associated protein
Exons: 3
Coding region: 162-419 (85 amino acids)
Biological process (GO): autophagosome assembly; macroautophagy; autophagy of mitochondrion
Cellular component (GO): autophagosome membrane; autophagosome; cytosol
Molecular function (GO): ubiquitin protein ligase binding; GABA receptor binding
Source: RefSeq, a predicted model, not a curated record